Ceratosolen solmsi marchali is the source of this 671-nucleotide messenger RNA. It is a transcript of the gene MsrA, whose product is annotated as methionine sulfoxide reductase A. The record is from RefSeq and is a predicted model, not a curated record. The transcript has 4 exons. Gene Ontology annotation, molecular function: peptide-methionine (S)-S-oxide reductase activity. Gene Ontology annotation, cellular component: cytoplasm. Lineage: Eukaryota; Metazoa; Arthropoda; Insecta; Hymenoptera; Agaonidae. Bases 20 to 628 code for a protein of 202 amino acids. Gene Ontology annotation, biological process: cellular response to oxidative stress.
GAGGAGGGCGACAUUUGGUAUGGGCUGUUUCUGGGCCGGUGACUCACUCUUCGGGGCGACACCCGGGGUCAUACGCACCUGCGUCGGCUACGCCGGCGGACUCAAGGACAAUCCAGCCUACAGCAAUCUAGGCGACCACACCGAGGUCAUCGACAUAGAAUACGACCCUGAGGUGAUCACCUAUAAGCAACUAUUAAAUUUGUUCUGGAACAAUCACGAGUACGGUCUGACGAAAUUCGUUAAAAGACAGUACAUAUCGCUGAUUUUGUAUCAUAAUGAUGAGCAGAGGAUAUUGGCGGAAAAGUCACGUGAUUAUUUGCAACGCGAGAAGAACGAAAAAUUCAUAACGGAAAUCAGUCCAUUCAGAAAGUUUUAUCCCGCCGAGGACUACCACCAGAAGUACCGGCUGCAGCAACAUCCCUGGCUCCUGGAGAACAUCGGCCUCAAGGGCGGUAGCGAGGAUCUGCGCAACUGUCCACUGGCGGCGAAACUCAAUGGCUACCUCGUCGGCGUCGCGACCCUUGACGAGUUCGAGAGGCAGGUGCCAAGCCUCGGUCUCAGCGACAAAGUCCUACAGUACGUGAGAAAGUACGUGAUCGAAAGACAUGGCAAUGGACUCUACUGCUAGCCCUGGCGUACUGAACCGUCCGGCCUUAAUGUAAGGAAGACUU